Molecule: messenger RNA, 962 nt
Organism: Nanorana parkeri
Lineage: Eukaryota; Metazoa; Chordata; Amphibia; Anura; Dicroglossidae
Product: SPRY domain-containing SOCS box protein 3-like
Exons: 5
Coding region: 46-777 (243 amino acids)
Biological process (GO): proteasome-mediated ubiquitin-dependent protein catabolic process
Cellular component (GO): SCF ubiquitin ligase complex
Molecular function (GO): protein binding
Source: RefSeq, a predicted model, not a curated record
GGUUACCAGAACAACACAGAAGAAGCAGCUGAAAGCAAAGCAAUCAUGAGGACUAAAGGAGGACAACACACUGAGCCCAGCCUGUAUACCGUGAAGCCGCCUAUGCCCUGUGGAUACGUGAAAGAGAGUUGGCUGUGGGAAAUGAAUGGGCAGACGUCAUUGGCAAAGCUGUCCGAGUGCCAUCGAGAAGUUUACUUCCACACUGACCCCAUCCUGGAGAGCAGUGGCACCGCAGGAGUGCGGGGGGACACAGGCUUCCUACAAGGUGAACAUUACUGGGAGGUGGAGUUCCUGGAGCCGCCCUCUGGACUCUCCGUCAUGGUUGGUGUUGGGACUGGCAGAGCAGCACUGCAUGCCGGGAGCUUCCAAUAUGUCAACCUUUUAGGCGUGGACUCAGAGAGCUGGGGCUUGUCCUAUAAGGGCACCGUGUGGCACAAUGGCAUCAGCAAGCAGUACACAGAACCAUUCUAUGAAGAAGGCACCAUUAUUGGUGUACACCUGAACAUGGAGGAAGGGACGCUGACUUUUUACAGGGACAGACAGAGUCUGGGAGUGGCCUUCACAGGGCUACACAAGGUCCAGCACCCCAUAUAUCCGAUGGUCUCUUCUACCAGCCCAGGAACCGAGUUGGCACUGGGAUUGCGUUGCUGCAGCUUGCCCACUCUGGAGGAGCGAUGUCUCAGCACUCUUGCUCGUAAUUUGACACAAACAGACUUGGUUGAUCGGCUCCCUCUUCCUGCCAUUGUCAGGUGGAAGCUGAAAAGCUGGAAAAGCUAGGAUGUCCCGAGGCCUGAACUGUACCCAGGAAGCUGCUGCUGUGGACUCUGUGCCGGGAGCCAUGACGGCCGUAUUGUAAGCCAGGAGAUCUUUAUUUAACUUGUGCUCUUGUGUCAAUAAGGAAUGGCAAAAGAACAUUUCAAGAAAACAAUGGAGAGAAAGUAAAGACAUUAGUGGGCCUGUAC